AUACUACUGUCUACUACUAACUAAUAUUUGCACGUUUGUUCCAUUGUAGUUUGACAGCUUUAGGCUAUUGCCAUAUAAAGUUACAUUUGCCAGGGUAUAUUAAUCUAGUUACUAUUACCACAUACGACUUCUACUACAACUACCUACUAUUGCUAGUAUAGACUAAUUACUACUAUAGAGUACUUUGGAACCUGUGACGAUCGAUGGCUUAGUAGUAAAUCGUCAUUAAAUUUGUUCCAGAAGGAUAGCAUGAUUGAAGACAAUGGUCCUGGUGAAGGAAUUACUGUUAAGUACUCAAAUAAGUGCAGUGAAGGUUAAUCAAGAUACUGUUUUUAUAGGUGAAGGGCAGUAUCUUCACAUUCACAGCCUUGCUACUGGUGAGAGGUUGGCUGAUAUUCGUGUUUUCCAAGCUGCUGCUAUUCAUGGUAUAAAGAUCAUAUCAUCAUUAGAUCGUUCUUCUAUUAUUUGGAGGACAUUAGUUUGGGGUCAGAAGAGCUUGGCAGUCAUUUGGUUCAAGCCAACAGAAAAUAAAUGCUUGGUACACACGAAGGAAAAACAAUUUGAAGAUUGGAUUGUGGAUGCUGAGUGGGAGGAUCUGACCCACAUCUUGGUAGCCACAGCUCACAAUGCCCUACUUCAUGUGAAAGUCAUUGAAGGACCUGCUGAGCACAUUCUUCCAGGGAGUGAAACUAAUAAACCUCUAGAUAAUAGUGCUUUGGGAUGCUUUGAAAUAAGAGGGAAAGAACAGUGUUCAGAAAAUUGCAUUCUUUAUUGUGGAUGUAUUGUAGUUGGGUCUGGUUUUUAUGAAAGUGCUGUUUUGUUAGCUGGAACUGUUUUCAGUCAAGUCUUAAUAUGGGGACCAUGGGGAGAAAAGGAUCAGCAUGGAAGACUUGUACCACUUCAUUGUCUCUCAGGACAUCAGGGAGUACUGUUUUCUAUCAACUUUUACCAAGAAGAAAAUGUCAUUACUACAACUUCAGAUGACAGAACUUUGAUAAUCUGGAAAAUUCACAAACAAGAUGAAAAUGUCUCCAAAGUUAAGAAGUACUGGAAUUGCUGUCAAAUUACAGAAGAGCACAAGUGUUAUGGGCAUGGGUCCAGGGUAUGGAAGUCACUGAUAUUACCGUUUUGCUAUAUAAGUGUUGGUGAAGAUUCCAAGGUUUGUGUGUGGAGCCAUGAUGGAGAAUUGAGGAUGUCUUGGCAAGGUCACGAUGGUGCUUGCAUUUGGAGCAUUGAUGCGUCAGAGGAUGGAACAAAAAUUGUUACAGGUGGUGGGGAUGGCAGUGUGAAGUCUUGGUGCCUUAAACAAGAGGGUUCCAAAAAUCCAGAGGUCAUGAUCGAGUUACCUUGGGUGAGUGUUAACACUGAAACAGAGGCUGACUCUUUCAGCAGGAGUUUUCAGAACAAAACAAAUGUGAGAGAGAUACAAAGUAGAACAGAAACCCAUGAUGUAAAGUGUGAAGAUGAUAUAAGCAUAAGUAAUAAUUUAUUUGAAUGUGAUUUAGAAGUCCAUAGUCAGGCAGCCACCAGUGUUCAUAGUUCUGUGGUAACAGAAGACUUUCCUAGAUGUGUUGCUCUUUUUGGAGUGGACACAUAUUUAGUCAUGCUGGAUAGUGGGAAAUUAUACAGCUGGAACUGUAAGGUAUCAGAGUGGUUCCUAGUAUAUGAGGAUCAAAGACUGAAAAACUAUGCAGUGAUGGAAUCCAGCCCAGAUCAGCAAGUGGUUGCUUUAGGAACAUUAUGUGGUCAUGUUGCUAUCUUGACUGCAGAUGUGUCUGAUCAUCACAUGAAGGUUGUUGCUGAUGAAAAGGUUGUUGAUGGCAAGGUAUUUGCCCUGCAUUGGUUGAAUUCAGAGCAGUUUCUUACAUGUGGAAGUAAUGGUCUUAUUGUGACGUGGAUGUUUGAUGUUUGUAAAGGAACAAUUAUAAAAGGGCAAACAUACACACUUCCUGUGUGUAAGCAGCGUUGGGUGUCAGCAGCAUGCUACUUCACAAUACAAAAUAGAAGUCAUCUCAUUUGUGGGGACCGAGCAGGAAGUAUUCAUCUUUAUUUUGAGAAUUCAUCAGAACCUCAGCACAGCCUCCGCAGCAUCCAUGGGAAGAAUGGAGUGACCAGCUUAAUCAAUUACCAAGGAUACAUUUAUAGCACAGGACGAGAUGGAUGCAUACGUUGCCUAACUGUGCAAGACUACAGGUUACAAGUACUAACAGUAACACGUGUUAGCAGUGCAAACUGGAUUGCCUCUUUGAUAAAUCUGCGUGGAAGGCUACUAGCUGUGUGUUUCCAUGAUGUCAAACUCAAGCUGUGGAGUUUAGAAGAAGAUCGGGCUAUCAUUGACAUCGAGUGUGGUGGUGGUCAUCGGUCUUGGGACUUGCAGUGUUCAGAAGAAAAUAAUAAACUUUCCUUCAUCUAUAUUAAAGAUGCAAAACCGUACACUUUCAGCACAACGCUGGAGGAUAAACUUAUGCCUCUUAUCAAGACUCCUGUUAAUACAGAGAAAGAAUGUGGCCUGGAAGUGCUACUCCGCAGCGAUGAUACUACGUACUUUGCCACUGGAGGAGAAGAUACAACCCUUCGACUACAUGCUCUCAGCUCUUAUAGGAAUAAACAAUUGAAGACAUUUAGUGUGAUACGCAGCCAUAUCUCAAAUGUAAGAACCAUGUGUUGCAUUGAGAAUAUGAAUGAAAAAGUACCCAGUUGUGAAGAGGGUACCUCCAAAUGGAUAGUAACUGCUGGUGGCCGAGCCCAGUUAAAAAUCUGGAAAAUGUUUUAUCUCCAUUCAGGUAGUGACAGGGAGAAAAAAGACCCUCCUAACAUCUGUUGCCGCGAAGUUACAUCACACAUGUUGAGGACUGGUUCAAACAAAACAUGGAAGAGCCAGGAAAUGACUUUUGAUCCAGAGACACGUUAUAUGGAAGCAAAAGCUUUCUGGGUGUCGGGAGAAAAAGCAUUGAUUAUAUUGGCAUCUUCAGAUGGAUUCGUAAGGUUCUUUGAAUUCGACAAUCAUCUGGAGCAAAUAAGACUAUUACACUCACAGGCUUGGGAUCAUUGCCUGUUAAAGUUAACAACAUCACUUGUGUGUGACAAUUACAUACUUGUUUCUGGAGCUACUGAUGGCUUCCUAGUGUUUUGGAAUAUCCAGCCCAUCCUUGACUACAUUGCUAACAAGUCUGAUGAUUAUGAUGACUGUCACCCUGUACCUGAAAUGAGUAAAGUAGAUAGCAUCAAGGCCCAUCAGUCAGGCAUCAACAGUAUUGCAAUUACUUCUGAAAUGAAUUUAAGUGGUGAUUUCAAUCCUAACAGUCUCAUCAUAGCAAGUGGGGGCGAUGAUAACAAAAUUGCACUGUGGAAAAUAACUGGACAUUUUACUGAGGAUAAAAGAUUGAAUUUUCAUACAAACCAUGUCUGUGAAGUUCAUGGACAUGCGUCACAGGUUACAGGUCUACUCUGGCUCACACCACGUCACCUGAUAAGUACCUCCAUUGAUCAGCGGGUAAUAAUAUGGAAGAUCCAAGAGUGUGACAAACAAGAUAACUGCCAGUUGAGUUCAUAUCCAAAUCAUGAUGAAGUGGAAUCAGAAAGCAAGCAAAACUCUUUUACUGCUGAUGGCUUGGUAUCUGUAAAGUUGGAAGCUGUGUCUGCACAUUUCUCAGGAGUUCCUGAUGUGAAAGGCUUAAUUGUUAGCAACAUCAGCAAGCACACAACACAGAGCAAAAAUUACCCAGCAGGAGAUAAUGUCUAUUUGUAUAGACUGUUUAUUUAUGGAGUGGGGCUGCAAGUGUAUGAUGUUGAAAUAAAUGGGGCUAACUAA
Messenger RNA from Macrobrachium nipponense, 3811 nucleotides. RefSeq names its product tRNA (34-2'-O)-methyltransferase regulator WDR6-like. Lineage: Eukaryota; Metazoa; Arthropoda; Malacostraca; Decapoda; Palaemonidae. Gene Ontology annotation, cellular component: cytoplasm. Gene Ontology annotation, biological process: tRNA methylation. The record is from RefSeq and is a predicted model, not a curated record. Gene Ontology annotation, molecular function: protein binding.